This is a messenger RNA of Cyphellophora europaea CBS 101466, 1665 nucleotides long. RefSeq lists its product as uncharacterized. Gene Ontology annotation, molecular function: transmembrane transporter activity. The transcript has a single exon. Gene Ontology annotation, biological process: transmembrane transport. Bases 1 to 1665 code for a protein of 554 amino acids. Lineage: Eukaryota; Fungi; Ascomycota; Eurotiomycetes; Chaetothyriales; Cyphellophoraceae. The record is from RefSeq and is a predicted model, not a curated record. Gene Ontology annotation, cellular component: membrane.
AUGCUAGUCCGCUCACCCAGCGGCGAGCCCUGGGCGCUGCCACCCAACACUGCAGACAGCACUGCAACCACCGGACCCGUGCUCACGUCCGCCAGCGACGCUCUCGAGCUCCAGCCCACAGCUCCCGCCGCCAAAGCGCACGAGCAAAGCUCACCGGCCGCGGAAGAAUCAAUGGAAGCCCGCCUCGAGCGCAUCGGAAGAGAACGCCCCCCUUCCUUCCCCAGCCUCUUCGCCGAGGUCAUGUUCUGCUUCUCGAUCCUCAUGUCGCAGAUCCUAACCGAGUUCUUCGUCUCGGGCUUCACCGUCAUCGUGCCCACCCUGAUCGCGGCGCUGGACAUACCACAGAACUCGAGUGUCUGGCCGGCCACGGCCUUCUCGCUGGUCAUUGCUAGCACGCUGCUCGUCUUUGGUCGGCUCGGCGACAUGUGGGGAGGCUAUCCCGUCUACAUCUUCGGCCUCGUCUGGUUGACGGCGUGGAGCCUGAUCGCUGGCUUCUCCAUCAAUCCCAUGAUGUUGAUCUUCUGCAGAGCGCUGCAAGGGAUUGGGGCAGCGGCGUUCUUGCCCACGGGCGUCAUGCUCAUUGGCACCGUGUACAGGCCAGGGCCACGGAAGAAUAUCGUCUUUGCCCUGUAUGGAGCAUGUGCCAUCAUUGGCUUCUUUCUUGGUAUUUUUGUCGCCGGUGCGGUGGGUCAGUAUCUGCGUUGGGGCUGGUACUUCUGGAUCGGUACCAUCCUGUCGGCCCUCACGUUGGUCGCCUCAGUUUACUCGAUCCCAAGUGAUCGCCAGCAGCGGCUCAACAACAAGAUCACUAUGGAUUACUGGGGAGCAUUGACGAUCGUGUGCGGUCUGGUCCUUGUCGUCUUUGCCAUUACCGAGUCAGCACAUGCCAGCAAUGGAUGGCGGACCCCCUAUAUUCCAACACUCUUCGUGGUGGGCUGCCUCCUGCUGAUGGCUGCUGUAUACAUUGAAGGCUGGGUUGCUGAACUGCCCAUUCUUCCCGCGGACAUCUUCGCAGUCAAGGCCAUGACUCCCUUGAUCAUAGCUCUCAUGCUGCUGUAUGGAACUAUGGGGAUAUUCUUGCUGUACGGCACGCAAUACUUCCAAAGCAUCAUGGGAGCCUCGCCGCUCCAGGUUGUUGCUUGGUUCACACCCAUGGCGGUAGGCGGAAUUAUCAUCACCGCAGUUGAAGGCUUCACACUUCACCUCAUACCUGGUCGCAUCUUACUCUGCAUCUCUGGCCUGGGCGCCAUCGGGUCUCAAUUGCUACUGGCCCUCAUCCCACUGGGCGGCAGCUACUGGGCCUGGAUUUUCCCAGCCUGCAUAUGUGGCACCAUUGCCAUUGACAUUUCAUACACAGUCAUGACUGUAUUCAUCACGACGACACUGCCGAGUGCCCGACAGGGCCUCGCCGGCGGCUUGAUCAACUCGGUUCUGCAGUUGGGCAUCGCAGUCUGUCUUGGCCUUACCGACAUCGUUCAGUCAUACACCAUGGAUUCACAAGGGCUACGCCAGAGCUACAAGAACACCUUUUGGUUCGGUGUCGCUGCUGGAGUGGUGAGCUUCAUGCUCAUGGCUAUUUGGGGUGCCGUUCCCAAGGCUACGAGCGAUUUGACCGCUGAUGAAAAGGCGGAGCUUGAACGAGCUGCCAGUCAGGCCCCGGCGUAG